Molecule: messenger RNA, 1836 nt
Organism: Paecilomyces variotii
Lineage: Eukaryota; Fungi; Ascomycota; Eurotiomycetes; Eurotiales; Thermoascaceae
Product: putative carboxypeptidase
Exons: 1
Coding region: 219-1535 (438 amino acids)
Molecular function (GO): hydrolase activity
Source: RefSeq, a predicted model, not a curated record
CCUCUGGAAUAUUAAUAGGAAUCCAAGGAGUUGGUCGGUAACAGAUCAUGUGACCUCUCCAAAUUGAGCUCCUUCCUUCUACGCGAUAGCUUGGGAGCUCCGAUGAUCUUAUCGUAGACGAAGAUUGCGCAUUCAGGGAGCUGCGAGGUCAAUCACCAGCCCUCAAUUGAUUCAAAAGUCGAUGAUUCCUUGCUCGAUCCAUUAGAUAGGAUUCGACAAUGAAGAUCUCGUGGCUAUCCUCAUUGCUGGUGGCCGUUCCGGUCAUCGCUCUGCCUCCACACCCCGCAGCUCCGCAGAGUCCCUUGCAACUUGAGGCCGAGGCGACGUCGAAUACACAGAACCGAUUGAAGGAGAUAAUCAAUGCCUCGCCUCUGCUGUCAUUUCACCGGGAUAUCGUUGAGAUCCCAUCGAUAUCAGGAAAUGAGGGCGAGGUGGGAGAUUUCAUCAUCCGGUUUCUGAAAGCGCGCAACUUCAUAGUCGAAAAGCAGAUCGUCCCGUCUUAUCCAGGGCGAACGAAUGAACGGUUUAAUAUAUACGCUUAUCCGGCUUCAAGUCCCUCUCCAGAGAUCCUCUUGACCAGCCAUAUUGAUACUGUUCCGCCGUAUAUCCCUUAUUCGCUUAGUUAUCCUGAGUCAUCCCCCAGUGGCUCCAUCGAUCGAGAUGAGAUCUUGAUAUCCGGCCGUGGUACUGUCGAUGACAAGGCCGCGGUGGCUGCGCAGAUAUUUGCGGUGCUUUCUCAUCUCCAGAAGGAUCCGGAAGCGUCCUUGGGCCUGCUCUUCGUCGUUGGUGAAGAGAAGGGUGGUGAUGGCAUGAAGUUCUUCUCUGAUUCUUCUCUCAAUACGGCGCCGCCGACUUUCCAUACAGUCAUAUUUGGCGAACCGACUGAACUGGCGCUCGUAUCUGGUCAUAAGGGAAUGGUCUUUUUCCGAGUUACUGCCAAGGGUAAGGCUGCCCACUCAGGAUAUCCCUGGCUUGGCCAGAGCGCUGUGUCUAGUAUACUGCCCGCUCUCGCUAUCAUAGAUAAGCUUGGUGAUAUUCCUGUAGAAGAGGGCGGUCUACCAUCGAGUCCGAAGUAUGGUAAGACAACUCUCAACAUCGGCUUUGUGCAAGGUGGUGUCGCCACCAAUGUCGUGCCAGCCUCUGCAGUGGCAGAAGUCGCAGUCCGUCUCGCCGCCGGAACAGUUGAGGAAGCGCAAUCUAUCAUUGCGAAAGCUGUUUUCAAAGCCACAAAUGGUGAUGAUUCCAUCGAGAUCGAGUUUGGUACUGAAGGCAACGGAUACUCCCCUCAGGACCUUGACACGGACGUUGAGGGCUUCAAUGUCACGACCGUGAACUAUGGAACUGAUGUCCCGAACCUCUACAUCCACCAAGGCGCUGGUGGAAGCGGACAUGGUCGUGUCAAGCGAUAUCUCUAUGGACCGGGAAGUAUUUUUGUUGCGCAUGGAGACAAUGAAGGACUCAAGCUGUGGCACAUUGAAGAGGCUGUGAAGGGUUAUGGACGAUUGAUCGAUGCGGCUAUCAAGCGAAACGAGUAAUGAAGGAAGUAUGCAAUGUGAUCUGAUAGGACCACUUUCGGGGCAAGAAUCAUACAUAUGCAUGUGCCACUGAAUAUAUGUCUAAGAUGACAAAAACGCUGUAAAUAAGCAUCAUCUACCCCGUGCGAGAAAAAUCUUAACCCUAUACACGCAUACCUAGGGUUAUACCUCGGAGCAUCGGAUAAUAGCAAUAACCUCAGCGAGUACACCAUGUUGGUCAGACUCGUUAUUGGUCUCCAAAUUUAGAAUUUAUGUUCUCAGCAAUCCAUACUUUCCCGUUUAAGAAAUAUCAAAACUUGCC